Molecule: messenger RNA, 630 nt
Organism: Epithele typhae
Lineage: Eukaryota; Fungi; Basidiomycota; Agaricomycetes; Polyporales; Epitheliaceae
Exons: 3
Coding region: 1-630 (209 amino acids)
Source: RefSeq, a predicted model, not a curated record
AUGGCUCUCUCCACCCAACGCAUCCACUCCGUUCACAGCGCUUUUGGCUCCUCCUCCCUCUUCUCCCCCUCCUCCUCCAUCAAGAUCUCCCGCGACCGCUGGGAUGCGAUCCCCAACAAGACCUGCCCCCGAGUCGCCCUCGCCGUCGCCUCCCUCGACGCCCCGUGCGCACCCAGCCGCGCGACCGGCGUCGGCCUCUCCGACCGCCCCUGCGGCCGCCCCCGGCGCAUCACCAUCUCCAUGGGCUCCCCCAUGCCCGCCCUCAUCCCCUCGCGCCAACGCCCCGCCACCGCCUCGAUCGCCUCCCUCGCCCCGCUCUCCGUCUCCUCCCCGCUCGCCGCCCUGCCCGACCCGACCCGCGCGCUCGACGACCCGUUCGCGGACCCCGCGGACGAGCACCCGCUCACGCCGCUCCCCACCCCGUCGUUCCCGCCCGGGAUCGGCUACUCGUACUCGUCCUCGCACGGCUCCCGGUUCCUCCCCAGGCCCACCAGGGGCCGCCAGCUCGCGACGACGCUGCUCAACCGCGGCAGCGGGCGCCCGAUGGGCACCUACCUCCGCCGCCGCCUCUCCGGGGAGCCGCUGAGCUACGUCAAGAGCUCGCUGUCGCAGCUCGUCGCGACCGCGUGA